ACGCGCCUGAAAAUAACGAAAAUACUUUCAAACCCCAACAUGUUAUACCAUGAUUUGAUCCAAUUUGUUAUAACUAUGCCAGGACUCAUACAUUACUGUACGUAAACCAUUAUUAAAUGCUAUCUCAUCUCAUCUGUUUCAUCAUUAGCCUCGCUUGCUUGAUAUUAAUGCGCGAUGCGACUGUAUGACUCAGGCCUGUAAAAAUAUAACAGGGAUUUUGCAAUAUCUAAAUCUAUAAAUUGAACGUUAGAGACUAUAUAUUUUAUUAUUCAAUACAAAUCGAAGCAGUAUUUUUUCUAGCCUGAAAACUGUUAGCAAAUUUAAAAAUGAGCUUUGGAUUUGAACCAAGUCCUAAUCCAAAGAACCGGUUUCAAAUAUUUGUGAAGGAUCUACAGGGCAGAUCUUUAACGUUUGAGGUAUAUCCAGACACGACCGUAAUAGAACUUAAACAUAUGAUAUUCACACGAUGUCAGAUUGCUGUGGCAUCACAGAGAUUACUUUUUCAAGGUAAACAGCUCGUAGAUGAACACACAAUGGAAUUUAGUGGUAUAAGGAAAGGAAUGAAUGCAACUAUCCACUUGGCAUUAAGGUGUAGAGGUGGAUAAU
Messenger RNA from Anneissia japonica, 606 nucleotides. Its product is annotated as ubiquitin-like protein 4A. The coding region runs from base 327 to 605 and encodes 92 amino acids. Gene Ontology annotation, cellular component: cytoplasm; nucleus. Lineage: Eukaryota; Metazoa; Echinodermata; Crinoidea; Comatulida; Comatulidae. Gene Ontology annotation, molecular function: ubiquitin protein ligase binding; protein tag activity. The record is from RefSeq and is a predicted model, not a curated record. Gene Ontology annotation, biological process: protein ubiquitination; modification-dependent protein catabolic process. The transcript has 2 exons.